Suillus subaureus is the source of this 1961-nucleotide messenger RNA. RefSeq names its product heterokaryon incompatibility protein-domain-containing protein. NCBI's taxonomy places the organism in Eukaryota, Fungi, Basidiomycota, Agaricomycetes, Boletales, Suillaceae. The transcript is spliced from 3 exons. The record is from RefSeq and is a predicted model, not a curated record. The coding region runs from base 182 to 1861 and encodes 559 amino acids.
CGCGCCGCACUACUGGCAGCAUGCUACGAUUGCAAAUUAUAACAGAUCUUCCAUCCCGUUAUCAAGCGCUCAUCAGCAAGUUCCCUAUCGACCAAUACAUCAUCGAUCGAAAUUGUUAGACUCAGAUCAGUGAUCAACGAGUGCUAGUGGUGGAUGGUAUCCGGCCGCAGCGUAAAUUAUCAUGCACCUUUUACACACUACAACCAGGAAAUUAGAGGAAUUUAUUAAUCCUCCAGACUAUGCGAUACUCUCGCAUCGAUGGCGCGAGGAAGAAGUCUUAUUUGCAGAUAUCCAUCAGGAGCAUGCGAAAGGCAUGAAAGGCUAUGCCAAAGUAGAGGGAUGCUGUGAACAGGCACGACGUGAUGGGUAUCAGUACGUCUGGAUUGAUACCUGCUGCAUCGACAAAAGCAGCAGCGCAGCGCUUGCGGAAGCAAUCAACUCUAUGUUUACGUGGUAUGAAGACGCCCAGGUAUGCUACGUCUACCUGGAUGACGUUGCCGACAAUGGAGACCCGGACAUCGAAUCCGCGUUUGCAAAAAGCGAAUGGUUCACCAGGGGAUGGACUCUACAAGAGCUCAUUGCGCCUACGAGCUUGUUCUUCUAUGACAGCCGCUGGAGGGAGAUUGGAAGCAAGAACAGCUUAGCAGGGCUUCUUUCGUCCAUUACGAGAGUGCAUGCCGACGUAUUGACUCGCAUAAAUGCCAGGUCAGACAAGUUGAUGACCACUAGAGUAUCCUUCAGCGUCGCAACGAAGAUGGCAUGGGCUGCUGGGAGAAAGACAACCAGACCAGAAGAUAGAGCCUACUCCCUCAUGGGAAUAUUUAAGGUCCACAUGCCUGUUAUCUACGGAGAAGGGGAGAAAAAGGCUUUCUUCAGACUGCAACUGGAGAUUAUGCGUACUUCGCAUGACCAGAGCAUUUUUGCAUGGAGCAAUCCUGCCGCAGGUGGUCACAAAAGAGGGACUUGGCCCUUCGCCCUAUACCCUGAUUACUUUGCCAAGUCAGGCGAUAUUGAAGACGUGCCCUCCGACCAAUGGAUACGUUACAGUAAAAAAUUCAUGGGCACAGAUGUCCCCAGGCUUGACUUCGCCGCCACCAACGACGGCUUGGAUAUAAGUCUUCCCUUACGACCUCUUGCGCAUGAAUCGAACGAGUUCAUCGCUCUCUUGAGCUGUCGACGUCGCGUGAGUGACGGAGAGCACCAUAUCGUCGGUAUUCGUUUACGGCGCUCUGUGGUCAAUGCCGAACGUUACGAAAGGAUAGAUGAUCAUACCCUCGAGGACAUCGUCGACACUCGUGAGGAAUUUAAAGUCAAACGAAUACACAUUUCGUACCCGUUACUAUCGGAUUCAUCCGAGGCUUUUUUCUUCAGUACCUCAACGUCGCUCUUCAUUCAAAAUGUCGGGGUAGAAGAGCACGGCUUCUCCGUGAUCAAUAUGGAGACGGCCCCCUCAUGUGACCUGCAGAUGCACGAUAGUAAUUUUGUCCUGCUGAUGAGAAGACCAUCACUAUCACCGAAACCCCUACAAGAUAUCAAAGGUUCACAUCAUCUACUCCGAACUAUGGAUUCCUCGUGGUUAGCAUCGUUCACCUACCACAACUCAAUGACGAAAGAACAGUUCGUCGUCACUGUAGGGGUAUCUUGGAUACAAGACGGGGGCCCGUGGCUCCGAAUCACCUCAGAGAAGCCUCCUCCCAAUCAACUCAGUCGGCUCAAGAUCGACUGGACUUCUUAUCUGCUUAAAGCAGGCAGGAAAGUGACAGCGUCCGUGAAAAACGGUGGUCAUGCUUCUGCUGGAAAGAAGCGAUCGAUAAUGUUCGACCGGUAUUCAGUCAACAUCACGGUCUAUGGUGACCAAUGACUCGAAAGCUGGGGGGAGGUUUAGAUGAUUGGCAAGGUAUGGUUACUCGUGCGAAUCUCAGCACUAGUGACGGACGAGCAGCGGGUUGUGAAGCAGUGAA